Purpureocillium takamizusanense is the source of this 1496-nucleotide messenger RNA. RefSeq lists its product as uncharacterized. Gene Ontology annotation, biological process: transmembrane transport. NCBI's taxonomy places the organism in Eukaryota, Fungi, Ascomycota, Sordariomycetes, Hypocreales, Ophiocordycipitaceae. Gene Ontology annotation, cellular component: membrane. The coding region runs from base 152 to 1414 and encodes 420 amino acids. The transcript is spliced from 8 exons. The record is from RefSeq and is a predicted model, not a curated record.
CGGCAACAAGGCGUUCGACGGGGGCGUCGUGUACUUUUUGAUCCCGCUGAUUCUCAUCUGCGUCAACAGCCUCCGCGUGGAUAUAUAUGGCUGGUUCGAAGUAGUCAGCAGCAGCAUCAAGCUCGUCUUUCUGCUAGUCAUCAUAUGCGCCAUGGUCGCCAUCAACGUGGGCGCUGGCGACUCCGCAAACGCGCCGCACGGCACCAGAUACUGGCUCAAGCCAACUGAAUACGACACACUCGCCGCGAAUGGAUGGUUCAACAGCUUAUGCAUGUCCCUGUCUAUAUCGACAUUCGCAUACGUGGGCGUCGAAGUCGUCGCGGCAUCCGCCCUGGAAGCACGGUGGCCCAAGAACAACGAGGGGCGCAACAACGCAGACACAACCGACCGCCCGGCCGCCGACCACAGGCACUUGCUCAUCGGGCAGACGGUCAAGUUCUCGGCCGUGUACAUCCCCGUGCUCGCCACCAUCGCGUACGUCCUCGCCGGCGUGCUCGCAAGCUUCAACAUCCGCCGCGACGACUGCCGCCUCCCACGCCUCAGCUGGGCCGACAGCUCGCAGCAGUGCAACUCUUCCUCCUCCUUCUUGAACCCGCGUGCCGCCGCCGCCGCCGCCGGCCCCGCGACGUUGUUGACAUCGUCCUCGCAGGUCGGCAAGACGAGCUCCGCGUUUGUCGCCAUCGCCGAGGAGUCGCGCAUACCGUCUCUCAACGACGUCUUCAACGUGUUCCUGGUUUUCACCGCGCUGACGUGCGCGUGCACCAACCUCUACGUCGCGUCGCGGUCCCUGUUCGGCCUCACAACCCGCCUCGACGGAUCCGACGACCAGCCCCUUUUUCUGCGGACACUGGCCUGGUUUGGCAAGACGGACCGACGCAAGGUACCCAUGCGCGCCAUGAUCUUUUCCGCGCUGGCGUUUUGUUGGGUUCCCUUUCUACAGCUCCACGACGAUGCGAGCAACAUCUCCAUGUUCAUCGAGAUUCUGACGACCAUGGGAUCGGACGGGGUCAUUAUCGUGUGGGCCUGCGAAUGCUGGGCCUUUAUCCGAUAUUACCAUUGCAUCAAGAGGCAUCGUGCGACGCUCGAGAUGCAGGGCGUCUCGCAGGUUCGACGCUGGGAUCACGACGCCAGCAACGACUACCCUUAUCGCAGUCACAUGCAGCCCGCUCUUGCGUACAUGGCUCUGGGCGGCUGCAUCUUCAUCUUGGUGGUGUCGAACAGCGCAUUGCUGUGGAACGGCUUCCAUGCGACGCCGUUUCUCUCCACCUUCCUUUUGCAAUUCGUAUUCCUAGCGCUCUGGGCAGCGUUGAAGCUCGCCCGCGGAGCAAAGUGGACGUGGGUAGACUUGAGCAACGUAGAUCGAGUCAUCAGCAAGAUUCGCAACUUGCAUGACAUUCGUCUUGGGGCGAGCUAGAGUUGGGUACUAGUCAUUUUCAAUACACCCUGGAACGUCUGACGCGGCGGCGGCACAUGCGUUACGUCCCCAGAAAUACGCC